Trichomonas vaginalis G3 is the source of this 933-nucleotide messenger RNA. RefSeq lists its product as uncharacterized. The coding region runs from base 1 to 933 and encodes 310 amino acids. The record is from RefSeq and is a predicted model, not a curated record. NCBI's taxonomy places the organism in Eukaryota, Parabasalia, Trichomonadida, Trichomonadidae. The transcript has a single exon.
AUGUCUUCAUCUACGUCAUGUAUUAAAUGCUUCAUUUUAUCUCCAUUAAAAAUGCAAGUCAGAAAUAUUCAGAACAUAGCACCGAGUCUAACUGACAAGAGUAUAAAGAUAUACUAUGAACACGUUAUGAUGAAACCAACCAAAAUUCAAGAAAGUCAGUAUACUUAUGAAUAUCCAAGACACUGGGUAGAGUAUGUAGGAGGUGAGAAAGCUAUUGAAAUCAGACAGGUUCGAAGUAUUCCAGCAGGAAGAACAAUAUUAUUGAAGAACUUUAAUGUUUUGAGAUAUAAUGAUGAAACAAAGAAGCAAGAUAGUUUUCCUGUUGCUGUGUAUGUGAACUUAGAUACAGGAGAUGACAUGAAAGUUUUUAAUACAAAGCUUCAAACGGUAGUGAGAGAACAACUGACUGCGGAAGGACAUCCAUUACCUUCAGAAGUUACCAUAGCAUAUAAUUUUGAAACAAACUCAAUAGAUUUUAAAGUCAUCUCUGCAAAGAAGUCAGGUUUUACAUUUAAUGAAGCAGAUGUAUAUUCGAAUGAAAACUUCAAAGCUAUUGCAUGGUUAGAUAAUGACGAUUGCUUUAAGAAAAUAUUUAAAUACAGUGACUCAACGAUGUCAAUAGAUGACCUUCGUGGAAUGUUACCAUCGACGUUUACAGUAGAAGGUUCAGCAGGAUUGCUUACAAGAUUGUCAAUUGGUGGUAUUUGGUCUCGUGAGAACAUUGUUAUAAAAUCCAGUAUAAGUGAAUUUGCUGAAGAAUCUAUAUUAUGUCUUUCAAACUACAUGUAUUCGCCGCCGAAGCAUUAUAGUAUAACAAACUUUGUCAGUAAGUUUAACAUAAGACUUGUCGAACCUUCUUCAAUGAAAGAUGUUGUGCUACCUAAAGAUGGAAAGGAUGGACUCAUUAUUGAGAUGAUUUUAAUAGCAUAUUAA